AUUCUACGAGCCUCACACGAAUGAAUGGGUAUCAGAAAGGCGUAAGCGUCAAUGAGAGAGAAAAUAGCGAAGCAGCGCUAUCCAAAAGAUCUCAACGAUAAGCCUCUCCCUCCUCUGAGACCAGCUGAAAGGCCAUUUCAAGCUCCUCCGACUUGGAUUUCAUCACCAUCUCCCAACCCACCUGCUCUCUUCAUCCAUGGUCAUAUGCUUCCACUCCUGUGACUCGGUGGCCUUCCCAACCUCUUCUUUGCAGCAUGAGAGGAGCCUCUCGAGGAGGAGGAGGUGGCGGUGGCUCACCUCAGCCCCACACCUUCCCUCAGGCAGGCAACCAACGAGGGGGUUUCAGAUAAAAAACUCGAAUGGCCACCCUCUGAAUGCUGCUUCCUUGCAGGAUGGUCUGGCUGAAAAUUUAUCAGCAGAAGAAUCAGUUGAGAAACGAUCUAAAGAUGGCUCCAAACAAAAUGGGAGUACGGUCAGUAUUACCGUUGUCGGAGCUUCUGGAGACCUCGCCAAGAAAAAAAUCUUCCCAGCACUUUUUGCUCUCUUUUAUGAAGAUUGUCUUCCCAAGCAUUUUACAGUUUUUGGUUAUGCUCGAAGCAAAUUAACUGAUGAAGAGCUCAGAAACAUGAUUAGCAAAACUCUGACCUGCAGAAUUGAUAAGAGGGAAAACUGCAAUGACAAGAUGGAACAGUUUUUGCAGAGAUGCUUCUACCAAUCAGGACAAUAUGGCUCAGAGGAAAAUUUUGUAGAAUUAGACCAAAAGCUUAGAGAAAAGGAGGCAGGGAAAUUGCCGAAUAGGUUAUUUUAUCUAUCAAUUCCUCCAAAUAUAUUUGUCGAUGCGGUGAGAUGUGCUAGCCAUCAUGCUUCUUCUCCAACUGGUUGGACCAGAGUCAUUGUUGAAAAGCCAUUUGGUCGUGACUCUGAGUCCUCUGCAGAGCUCACAAGAUUUCUAAAGCAGUAUCUAACUGAGGACCAAAUUUUCAGGAUCGACCAUUAUUUAGGAAAAGAGCUUGUUGAAAACCUUUCAGUGCUUCGUUUCUCCAAUCUUGUUUUUGAGCCGCUGUGGUCACGGAAAUACAUUAGGAAUGUACAACUGAUAUUUUCUGAAGAUUUUGGAACAGAAGGCAGAGGCGGUUACUUUGAUAACUAUGGAAUCAUCCGGGACAUAAUGCAGAAUCAUCUUCUCCAAAUAUUAGCUUUAUUUGCAAUGGAGACUCCUGUCAGUUUGGAUGCUGAAGAUAUUCGAAAUGAAAAGGUAAAAGUUCUACGGUCAAUGAGGACAUUGAAACUUGAUGAUGUUGUCGUAGGACAGUAUAAGGGCCAUACGAAGGGUGGAAAAUCUUACCCUGCAUACACCGAUGAUCCGACAGUGCCAAAAUGUAGUCUUACUCCAACAUUUGCUGCUGCAGCUCUCUUUAUUGAUAAUGCAAGAUGGGAUGAUGUGCCUUUUUUAAUGAAAGCUGGAAAAGCCUUGCACACAAGGAGAGCAGAGAUUAGAGUCCAGUUCAGGCAUGUUCCUGGGAAUCUAUACAAGCGCAACUUUGGAACUGAUUUAGAUAAAGCAACUAAUGAGCUUGUGAUCCGUGUACAACCUGAUGAAGCCAUAUAUCUGAAGAUAAAUAAUAAGAUUCCAGGGCUCAGCAUGAGAUUGGAUAGAAGUAAUCUGAAUCUACUUUAUUCAGCAAGGUAUCCUAGGGAGAUACCAGAUGCAUAUGAGAGGCUGCUCUUAGAUGCAAUUGAAGGAGAGCGCCGACUUUUCAUCAGAAGCGAUGAGCUUGAUGCAGCAUGGGCUCUCUUCACACCAGUACUCAAGGAAUUGGAAUACAAAAAGAUUGCGCCAGAGCUUUAUCCAUAUGGUAGCAGAGGACCAGUUGGGGCACAUUAUCUUGCAGCAAAGUACAAUGUGAGAUGGGGAGAUCUUAGCAGUGAGAGCUCGUAGAAGUGUCAAUUUUUUAUUCAAGCUUGUGCUUAGAGGCAGGGAGGUUGAUCUAGCUUGUCUCAUGAAGCCUUUCAGUCUUGAAGAAAUUAAAGAGGCAAUCUUUGGACCAAGAAGUUUCAAAUUGGCAAGCCUGGACAGUUUUAACAUUACUUUCUUUAGAGGUUCCGGGAAUAGUUAAAAUUGGAUCUUCAUACUCUAUUUGAUGAAUUCCACAAGGAUUCUCUAGAUGUCGGUGAUCGAACUGCACUUAUACAACUUCAAUCCCAAAGAAGAAUGGUCAAUUGUCACCUAGGGACUUUCAUUGAUCUGUUUGCUAAAUAGGAUUGUAGCAAGGAUUUGUUUGGUUGAUGAGAAAAGGAGGGGGGAGAGUGUGAUCAAUGGAAAAAUGAAUGAACUCCUCUUAUUUGUUGGAGUUUUCAAAAGAA
Elaeis guineensis (African oil palm) is the source of this 2364-nucleotide messenger RNA. RefSeq names its product glucose-6-phosphate 1-dehydrogenase, chloroplastic. Gene Ontology annotation, biological process: pentose-phosphate shunt, oxidative branch; glucose metabolic process. NCBI's taxonomy places the organism in Eukaryota, Viridiplantae, Streptophyta, Magnoliopsida, Arecales, Arecaceae. The record is from RefSeq and is a predicted model, not a curated record. Gene Ontology annotation, molecular function: glucose-6-phosphate dehydrogenase activity; NADP binding. Gene Ontology annotation, cellular component: chloroplast stroma.